Tremella mesenterica DSM 1558 is the source of this 1122-nucleotide messenger RNA. RefSeq lists its product as uncharacterized. Lineage: Eukaryota; Fungi; Basidiomycota; Tremellomycetes; Tremellales; Tremellaceae. Gene Ontology annotation, biological process: NADPH regeneration. Gene Ontology annotation, molecular function: nucleotide binding; oxidoreductase activity. Bases 1 to 1122 code for a protein of 373 amino acids. The record is from RefSeq and is a predicted model, not a curated record. The transcript is spliced from 6 exons. Gene Ontology annotation, cellular component: cytoplasm.
AUGCUCAAACCGUUUAUCUCUGAAGGACCCGUGUUCAAUGUUGGUGUGUUGGGAUGUGGGGAAGUGGCUCAAGUUGCACAUAUCCCAAAUCUUCAACUCGCCAAUCACAUGUACAAUGUCGUAGCCGUUUGUGAUAUCUCAUUGGAGGCUGCUCAACAUUGUGGGGAGAAAUUUCAUGUGAAAGAGGUUUAUACGGAUUAUAAAGAACUUCUAGCUUCCCCAACUAAAAUCGACCUAGUUUUCGUCCUCACAAAUGACGCAUUCCAUUGUACCCACAUUACAGCCGCACUUAGAGCUGGGAAACAUGUCUUCAUCGAGAAACCUAUGGCUCAGACUUUGGCGGAAUGUGAUAAAAUCGCCAAGGUAUCCAAGGAAACUGGGAAGAUUGUUUUCGUUGGGUAUAUGAGACGAUACGCUCCUGCUUUGUUAGAAUUGAAAGAGAUUUUGAAAGGGCAUGAGAAUGAUAUCAAAUAUGUUAGAGUUAGGGAUAUUAUUGGGAAUAACAUGUACUUCACUCAAAAUUCCGGAAUGUAUCAACGUUACUUUACACCUCCUAACGAUCCAAGUAUCGCUGAAGCCCUCGUACGAAACUUUAAAGAAAACCUACCAGAACUCGAACCUAGCAAAUAUAACAUUGCCAGUCUUUCCCUUCUUGGUAGUUUGGCAAGUCACGAUCUUUCCGCUAUGCGUGAUUUGAUCGGGAUGCCAAAGAGGAUUUUGGCUGCAGCUAGGGCACCGGACGAUGGGAGUCCAAGACCUGUUUGGUGGACUGUUUUGUUUGAUUAUGGUACUUUCAGGGCGUUUUACGAGAUGUCUAUUGACGCAGUACCCAUUUUCGACGCUCAGAUCGAGGUUCAUACGGGGGAUAAACGUAUCAAGGUACAAUAUGAUACACCAUACGUUAAAGGUCUUCCUAUAACCUUGACCACCCUCUCUUCUCCUAAAGGUUUAGGUGAUCUAGAUACCUCUGUCUAUCGUCCGACACAUGAAGAUACAUACACUAUCGAAUUACGUGUAUUGUACGACGCAUUGACUAAAGGAACACCUUUCAAGACCACUCCGGAGGAUGCUAAACAAGACGUGGAGCUUAAUCUGGCUAUCAUGCGUGCGUUGAAGGAGUAA